GCGCUGUCCCGCCCCGGCCCCGCUGCCGCUGCCGUCUCGCCGCAGUGCCCGUCCCUCGCCGCUCCAGCCACCAUGAGCGGCUCCAGCCCGGAGGCCGCCAAGCCCGCCAGCGGCGCGGAGGCCCAGCUGCCGGACGCCGAGCAGGACUGGGCAGCCGCCAAGGCUUUCUACGACUCGCUGGUUUCCAAGAGACCCCGACCGCCCAAGCCCCAGCACGCCAUCACUGUGGCCGUCUCCUCCCGAGCCCUCUUCGACCUGGUGGAGGAGCGGCGGAUCUACGAAGAGCAAGGCGUGGAGAAGUACGUGCAGUACCAGCAGGAAAACGAGAACGUCACCCUCAAGCCAGGCCCGGCUUUCUACUUCGUCAAGGCACUGGAGCAUGUCAAUGCCCGGCUUUGUGAACUGUACCCUGAGGAUGAAGAACGAUUUGAUAUUGUUCUGAUGACUAAUAACCAUGCCCAAGUGGGAGUGAGGCUCAUAAACAGCAUCAAUCACUAUGGUUUAACAAUUGAACGCUUCUGCAUGACGGGAGGUAAAAGCCCUGUUGGUUAUCUGACUGCUUAUCUCACCAACUUAUAUCUGUCUGCAGACUCUGAAAAAGUCCAAGAAGCUAUAGAAGCAGGCAUUGCAUCAGCUACAAUGUUCACUGCAAACAAAGAUAUUUCUUACUCGGAUACAGAGCUGAGAGUGGCAUUUGAUGGGGAUGCAGUUCUUUUUUCUGAUGAAUCAGAACAGAUUGCCAAAGAGCAAGGAUUAGACAGAUUUUUUGAACAUGAACAGCUGAAUGAGAAUAAGCCUCUUGCACAGGGUCCUUUGAAAGGUUUUCUGGAAGACCUAGGGAAACUCCAGAAGAAGUUUUAUGCAAAAAAUGAACGAUUAAAUUGUCCUAUAAGGACCUUCUUGGUCACAGCCAGAAGUGCAGCAAGUUCUGGAGCCAGAGUACUGAAGACUCUUCGUAGCUGGGGUCUGGAGAUUGAUGAGGCACUUUUCCUAGCAGGAGCUCCUAAAGGACCAAUCUUGGUGAAAAUCCGUCCUCACAUUUUCUUUGAUGACCAGAUGUUUCACAUCGAAGGAGCACACAAAUUAGGGACCAUAGCUGCACAUGUUCCCUAUGGCAUUGCUCAGAAAUAUCCCAAAUCCACAUAACUGGAUGGCACCAUUAAAGAUGAUUCUUAACUCAGCCAGCCUUUAAUAUACCAAUAGUUGUGUUCGAAAACAAAAUCUGUAUUUAUAUAUUGCAAGCACUAUGUUUUAAGAUUUGAUUUCUGGCUAGAACAAUCUUUAAAGGAAAUAUUUUAAUAUAGGUAAGUUUCUAAUAGAUUUAUUUUAAUAGUAUUCUUAAGUAGUUUAGGGUUUUGUUUUGUUUUUCUUUUACUCAUCUGGAACUAACACUGUGUUUUCAAUAGUAGGAAAAGAUUUGGACUGUUUUUUUUUUUUAUAGAUUAAACAGUAUUUUGAAAAAUAUAGAACUGUUAUAUUUUCUCUAAAAAUUCUUAAUAGGUUAUUUAUAACAAAAAUCAUGCUGCAUAGAUAGCUCCUGCAAGUUUUUUCUGAAAUUAUGAAAAGUGCAGUUUACCUGCAAGUGUUUACCUGUUAGUAGUUUUUUUUUUGUUAAAUAUGUGUUCGGUGUGUUUGAGAUCAUGAGGUUUCAACUUUUGCAGGCAAUUGUCUUUCCAGUGAAACAUGAGCUUGUGUUUACAGGAACUCUUUAUUUUUCUAUACUAUUUUCCUAUUUUAAUAAAGCUGGCUUUACAGAA
Molecule: messenger RNA, 1757 nt
Organism: Rhea pennata
Lineage: Eukaryota; Metazoa; Chordata; Aves; Rheiformes; Rheidae
Gene: NT5C1B
Product: 5'-nucleotidase, cytosolic IB
Exons: 6
Coding region: 73-1146 (357 amino acids)
Biological process (GO): adenosine metabolic process; nucleotide metabolic process
Cellular component (GO): cytosol; cytoplasm
Molecular function (GO): 5'-nucleotidase activity; magnesium ion binding; nucleotide binding
Source: RefSeq, a predicted model, not a curated record